CACAGUGCUCUGCGCUGCUGCCUGGAGACGGCGCAGCCUGGAGGCUACCGUGGGACACGAAGGCGUGGACUGAGCGGCGGGGCGGGGCCACCUCCGACGGGAGGUGGGGCCCUUUGCCCUCCUCACCCAGCCUUGAGGUGCGGCGUUUUUCCCAGUGGGCUUCGGACUUCUUGCCGUUUUCGGUUCCUCUUAGCCCUCUGAGGUCGGAUUCUCUCUUCCCUGUUCCGGAACGAAGCGGGGAUUCUUUUUUUUUUUAACUCUGCAGGUGCUGAUGUUCACCCUUAAUCUUUUCACCCCUCCCAAUUUUGUAAUAAUGGUAUUAAGGAUAACUGUUACCUAAAAAAAUUUUAACGAGAACCACUUUGCCAGUAUAGUGGUAGGGAUGGCGACACAGACAGAGUUGGGUAUGACUGGACCUCGGGGCUCAGUUCGGGCUGGUCAGGUAACAAAAGAUCAGUAAGCAGCCUGUUGUAAGAAUAACAUUCGCACUCAAAAACAAACCCUGUUAAAGUUGGAUUUAUUUUUCAGUUCUUCGAAUUGUUCAUCAUGCAUCUUUUCGAGUCUAAAACAUCAGCAUGGUUUUGCAGUGGCUUUUUAAGUUGUAUCAUUUUCAUUAUUUCAUACGUAGAAAUUGUCCUUACUUCUACUGAGCAGAAAUGCUGCUUUUUUUCUUGAAACUUGCUUUCUCAGGUCACCCUUAAUUUCCCUGUUUUUUGAUAGAGACAUGAGUACAGAGAAAUAUUUCCUUAUUAUGAAAAAAGCAACAGCAAAUGUGUUGAUAAAUGGCAACCGAAACUGUUUCGGCUAGAGGUUAUAGAGUUUGGUGGGGGAACUCUCCAUUUGGAUAGAAUAUAUUUGGUUUGAAGUUGUCAGGUGGUUCUCUGUUCCAGCCAGUUGCUGUCUAGUUGGGAUUGGGCCCCCUGUCUUAGAUAUUUAAGAGAAGCCGGAAAUCUGGACGUUAUGGACUAUUUCCAUUUUUAAAUAAUGGCUCAAAAGUGAAGGCCAGACAAAGCAAGUCAUAGGCCAGGUGCAGUCCCAGGCCAAUAGUUUGCUAUCUUAGAUUUAAAUUAUAAGCUCUUUAGAACAGGGGCUUACUUUGUUCAUUCUUGUUCUCAAUGCCCCUAACAGAUCCCCUCACAUAUUUGGUAGUCAAUAAAUGUGUUGAGUAAAAGAAAGAAGAAAUGGCCACUUACCUUAAAAAGUUAUUAGGGAUCAGGUAGUAGUGAUUGCCUAAAACAUUUCUAGAGAGAGAAGAAUGACAUUUAUUGAGCACCUGUUAUACAUCAUACAAAAAGUGCAUUAUCCCAUUUAAUGCUUCUACAAUCCUACUGAAAAAUUUCCCCAUCCCCUACUUUAUGUAAGGAAAGAGGCUGAGGAAAGUGAAGUCACUUACUCCAGACUAUAUAGCCAGUGAGUGAAAAGCCAGUGGCUUCUGAUGCAACUAGGGCUAGAGAGCUGCAAGAUUGGCUUUUGUCCUGAACUACUUGUAGCUAUGGACUUGCCAGAUGAAAGCCAGUGGGACGAAACUACCUGUGGCCUAGCUGUUUGUCAGCAUCCACAAUGCUGGGCAACUAUUCGCCGGAUUGAGAGGGGCCAUCCUCGAAUUCUGGGCUCCUCCUGCAAGUCUCCUCUGAAUGCUGAAGACAGACUCCCAGUGCUCACCCUUGUAAACAUCGCAGAUUCCUGCUUCCAGGCCAGGAGACUUGCCCAUCAUCAUUUAUCAGAAUUUACCUUCACCAAGCCUCACUCUUUAUUGCCUCAAGGUUCAAAGUUUGGCUCCGAAUUUCAAGGCAGGCCUUGGAAGGAUUUACCCAACAAAGACUUGAUAAACCGUACUAAUAGAUCUCCCAAACUGUCAGUGCUGAAUUUGAAUGAGACACAACUUCCCAGUGCUCAAGAUGUUAGAAAUAUGGUUGUAAUCUGGAUCCCAGAAGAACCAGAGAAGCAUGUGGGUCUUGCUGAGAAGAAGCAUAUUGUUACCAGCCAGGAUGGGAGGAUGAAAAGAAAGAAAUAUACAGAGAAAGACAAGUCAGCUCAGUUCUUCUAUGAAAACCAAAACACAGAAACACAGUUGGGACCUCUAAGGACAAUUGUGUCUCCUCCCUCCCCAGUACAUUUGUUUGAGCAACCAAGUUCGGAAUCCGCACCCUUGUGGAAGCGAUGUGACAUGUUACCUCAGGAUCUCCUGGAGGACCUCUUACUGGAUAAAGGGAAACCCAUACCUUAUCCAGAGAUGAAGACACAUUUGGCCAUGAUGAAAAAGAAACCUCCCCUGGAGAAGAGCCACCCCGACAGUGCCAUUUCUGCUAAGAUGUGUUUAACUGUACACCGCCUCACCCUGCAGAGACCAGCAUUGCGAUACCCUGAACAUUUAAAGAAACUCAAUUGUAAUCUGACAACAGAAGGUCGUAAGAGGAAGCAGCAGCGGCAGCAGCAGAGGAGGGUGAAGACACCUACUAGGAAGCAGGAGGCUAAAAAGAAAUCCAAGAGUGAACCAGGGAGUCAUAAUGCUUCGCAGAAACGUUCAGAUCACAGAAAUCUACCAGGUCAGGAAAGUCGCAAAAAGCAGCAGAAGCAGAUGAAGAUAGAAGGCCCCACCUUGAAACAGGCAUUUCAGGAUUCCACAGAGAAACCACAGGUGGACUACUCUAAGAAACACCUGGAUUCAUUCCCCAGUAAGAAGAGUCCUGAAUUACCUAGAAUAGAAUGCACUCACAAGGACAUCAGGACUCAGAUGGAGGUUUUGCUGGAAGCCCAAAAGAGGACCCCAAACAGUACUUCUGGAAUAGGCUGGAACCCUGAGCUCAAACUGCUGAGGAUUCUUCAGGCCACUGGUGAUGAAGAUGAGGAGAACCAGCCCUCUGGGGCACAGAGUGAAGAAUCUCUGGAGGCAUAG
This is a messenger RNA of Camelus dromedarius (Arabian camel), 2896 nucleotides long. RefSeq names its product chromosome 10 C9orf43 homolog (gene C10H9orf43). The transcript has 14 exons. Lineage: Eukaryota; Metazoa; Chordata; Mammalia; Artiodactyla; Camelidae. The coding region runs from base 1436 to 2896 and encodes 486 amino acids. The record is from RefSeq and is a predicted model, not a curated record.